CUCAGGCUCUUGCGAGUUGGUGGAGCAGUGACAGUCGUGGAUUUGAGUAGCCGAGUCGGGCCGACGUGCCAGCCUUCAGAGAGCCUAGCAGCGGAUGGCGGGGAAACAUGUGGCAGGGCGUCUCGAGGGGAGCUGGCGGGGCAGAGCAAGGCGAAGUGCAGAGCCGUUGUCCUGGACGCCGUGACUGGCAACACUUCUUUGUCUGACUGGUUUCUGUCGUCGUCAGUGUUGUGGCUGCGGCCUGAGACGCGUCUGGUGGUCGUGGGUCACCUGGACGCCUUGCACAGUGUUGUCAGCCACCGCGCUCUCCGCAACACUGGUCACGUGGUAUUCAUAGCCCCGCGUGGCGGGAAUCACGGGGAUGUCAAGGAAGGACGUGGUGACGGAGUGGCGAUGUUCCGACGCUGUCUGUUCUGCAACGAAGGCGACGUGGGCAUAGUGAAGCUGUACCCCAAGAGCCUGCGGUCUGGUGCGGCAAGGGACCAGUUGCUGUUUCCCGAAUACGCUGCGGGCUUCCAGGGCCACAGGUUCCGGGUGGUGGACAUGGAGUACUUCCCGUACUUCAGCUACAAGCGGCAGGAGAGCGGUGCCCUGCGCCUCACCGACUCCCUCAACACGCGCAUGAUCACCCACCUGGCGGAGCUCCUAAACUUUACGUAGGCAUUUCUCCUGCACAUUUUCUUUUGUUUCCUCGGUGUAGUUUUCCGGAAAAAGACAAAACAAUGACGGAGGUGACCGCAACACACUGGUCCCAUAUAAGGUAUACAGAAGAUGACAAGAUUGAUCGUUUUUUUGUUAAGGAUGUCUUGACACUCCCCUCCUGAAAGAGUUUGAGUCAGUGGCUACUUGACUUUAGCCAACACAUGCUCAGCCGAUUGAUUUAGUUGAGCCAUUCUGGACCACCAGUCUUGAUCUCUGCCCACAAAGGCACCAGGGUAUGCUUAUUCGAGAUGGUUCUUCGAAAUUACUCAGGAAAUUCCGUGAAAUUGUAGGAAAAGGUGUACCGCUUAUCUAUAUGACCACCUUCAUUGCUACUGUCGACAGGUACGAGGUGAAGGAGCCAGACGACUGCCA
Eriocheir sinensis (Chinese mitten crab) is the source of this 1074-nucleotide messenger RNA. RefSeq lists its product as uncharacterized. Lineage: Eukaryota; Metazoa; Arthropoda; Malacostraca; Decapoda; Varunidae. The annotation marks the transcript as partial. The transcript has 4 exons. The record is from RefSeq and is a predicted model, not a curated record.